Achroia grisella is the source of this 2659-nucleotide messenger RNA. Its product is annotated as EF-hand domain-containing protein 1-like. Lineage: Eukaryota; Metazoa; Arthropoda; Insecta; Lepidoptera; Pyralidae. Gene Ontology annotation, biological process: mitotic spindle organization; cilium-dependent cell motility; mitotic cytokinesis. Bases 201 to 2657 code for a protein of 818 amino acids. Gene Ontology annotation, cellular component: mitotic spindle; axoneme. The record is from RefSeq and is a predicted model, not a curated record. Gene Ontology annotation, molecular function: alpha-tubulin binding. The transcript is spliced from 17 exons.
UUAGCGACGUCUUAUACUCGACCUCGUGUAAUCGAUUUAUCUAUUAAUUUGUCAGCGGUUCCUUAAAAGUAUUCCAAAAUAAACAAAUCAAAUUGAUUUCAACUGAUUAACAUGGUACAAGAUAUUUGAAAUAUUAGUGAGGAAGAGCAAAGUGAACUUCGGAACCAUCGCGCCAAUUUAAACAUUAUUCCAAAAACAAAAUGGCUUGGGGUCUUCCAAAAUUACCUGGUUUGGCCUUCGCGGAUCCCACUAAAACUCAAUAUCACAUAAGAAGUUCGUUGCGGUACUAUCAAGGGCAUAGAUUUCCUGACACCGUCAUUCGUGGUCCAGGUGGGACCGCUACCGAUGUUGAUAGCAACGCUUUCGCACUACCAGAGGAUUCUGUAAACUAUGACCCAUCACUGACUUACGGCCGUGUUAAACAACCGGCACUACCAGCCGUUGUUCCGCACUGGGUACAUUACGAUAAAAGGUGUUUGAAUUUCACCGCAUUCUUCAAACAACCAGUAUACGACAAUCCUAAUGAAAACUACAGAGUCCGAGUGGUCAACAUAGUGUACUUCUUGGAAGAUGACACCCUUACUGUGAUGGAACCGAGAGUAAAGAAUUCCGGUCUAUGGCAAGGCAGGUUGGUGAAGAGAGGUAAGAUACCGAAGAACGACCUAGGCGACUGCUGGCAUUGGAAAGACUUGGAUGUUGGCAAGGAUAUUUGUAUCUAUGGGAAGGUGUUUCACACAGUAUCCUGUGAUUUCUUCACCAAAGAAUGGUUAGAAUCUCAAGGUUUGGAGUUAUCGAAGGAAGAAGAUCUUCCAGUGGAUGCAUUUGCGCAGAAGGAACGAUGGAAAGCAGUCCGUCCACCGCAAAAGACGAAGUCACACGAUGAUCGUCUGCGUCGCUAUUUGGAGUACGAUGGAAAAGUCUUAACGUUUGACGUGGUAUGGGACGACCGUGAAUCUGAGAAUGGUGAUUUACGUGAAUAUAAACUCCUUUAUUUCUUAGAGGAUGAUACUAUCGCUGUCAAGGAACUCCAUGAUGGUAGAGGUGGGAAAGAUCCAUUUCCUCUCCUUUUGAAGAAAACGAAGCUGCCAAAGAAAUGGACAGAAAAGCCAGUGUCUUUUCCAUCGACCGUAAUGGAGACUACGGAUGCCGAAGUAACAGAAUAUUAUGCACCAAUGGAUUUAAUUGUGGGACAGACUAUAUUUGUGCUUGGCCGUAGAUUCCUCCUCAGUGACUGCGAUAACUUUACAAGAAAUUAUUACAAGACGAUGUUAAACAUAGAUCAACCAACACGUAUAGAAGUCCAUCAUGAAACAACGAAGGAAUUUCCGAAGAGCUUACCACCUCAUAUAGGAAUAGGUUCACCAGAGGACACACUACAGUCCUGCUUCGGUCUACUACCCAAGCCCCCACAUAAAGACAUCAUUAAAUAUAAUCUCAACGCAAACAAAUAUCUUCGUUAUCUUUGUGAGCUGGACUGGAUCCACCCCGAAGACUACGGUCGUCGUUUCGUAUUAGCAUACAGUUUGGCAGACGGCACGGUGAAAAUUGGCGAGAUACCGCGCCGUAAUUCUGGUAUCCGUGAAGGAAAGUUUCUGAAGCCAAUGCGGUUGCAGAUGCCGGACUCCGAUCCUAACUUCCCCACUUACUUCACUCCGGAUAAGUUUUACAUAGGUGCAAUAGUGCCGGUAUUCAAGCAUCGCUUCAAGAUUAUCGGCUGCGACUUAUACGUAUAUCGGUACAUGAGCGCGAACCCGGAGAAAUUCCCGCCGGAGGUGAUCGAUAACGUAAGGAACUACCACAUGCGAGAAGGAAAUCUUAAGGAUGAAUUGAAGCAAGCUAUAAGCAAUGAACAGGCUGCGGAGACGAGAGCCCAGCUUGCCAAGAUCGGGCAGGCAGCAGUCGCUGAGCCUAACGCUAUGGAACGAUGUCUGAUGGCUCUCGAUGUGGUUGAAGGUAGCGCAACUCCGCCACGACCUCCAACACCGCCGAUGACCACAAAUCUUAUAUCGUAUGACGAUUCAUUGCGUGUUACUAGACAGAGUAAACCUACUUGCGAAGAAAUACAGCCGUUGAGGGGCAUACUAAGAUCGGGGACUGCUCGUGAGGACCAUCAGAAGGUGGUAUGCUUCAGCGGGCCAGCAGCGGAUGAACAUCGGGAACACCGCGAUAGACCUGACUACCUGUCGGGACAACAGCCGCAAUUUGAUGACAGUGAUGAUUUUUGCGUGAAACAAAAAGAUCCUGGAUCAAAGGAGCGUGAAGAACGUCGCGCUCGAGAUGAAUGCCCAUACCAGAUCAUGCCCAGUGCGCAACUUGUCAAUGGUACAGGAGAGGAGAGUGCUGAUAGUCCGCAGUUACCAGGAUAUCUUGGUUCUUAUGGAGUCGAUUGCAAGCAGAUACCAGAGUACAUGCGCCUUUCAUCAGACGCAUAUGAAAAAGUGAAAAAAUUACGUCGCGAUGUGCCUGAAAUAUCACCUGCAGCUACACGAGUAUCGCAUUACCCGCAUAUACCGGAAACAGCCAUGGAGUCUUGUUUGAAUCCACCACCACAAGCCUCUGGACCUUGUGCUCCGCUUAAAGAGGAAGAUGUAGCGUUUGCCUGCUCACACAUUGACCCUAUUAAACCAUGCUGCGAGCCAGAUAAAAGAAAAACUUAAUA